Molecule: messenger RNA, 6425 nt
Organism: Myripristis murdjan (pinecone soldierfish)
Lineage: Eukaryota; Metazoa; Chordata; Actinopteri; Holocentriformes; Holocentridae
Gene: atp2b1a
Product: ATPase plasma membrane Ca2+ transporting 1a
Biological process (GO): calcium ion transmembrane transport; regulation of cytosolic calcium ion concentration
Cellular component (GO): intracellular membrane-bounded organelle; plasma membrane
Molecular function (GO): ATP hydrolysis activity; PDZ domain binding; P-type calcium transporter activity
Source: RefSeq, a predicted model, not a curated record
GGAGACAUUGGUUGUGACAGCGCAGUGGGCGGGAUUUUACCUCAGAUCAGGGGAGCGAGUCUAGUCUUUGGUGAGACUGAGGGGGAGCGAUAGAGAGAAAGGGAACUGAGGUGUUCUUCACAGAACGGAAUCUGCAUGUGUAGUGGUCUCUGUCUCUGUGGAUGAUCCUCAGUCACCAUGAAAGACUAGGAACUCAGCUCUCCGAGGGAUAUGGCCUUUUCUGAUUUAUCCCUGUCGCGCUACCUGGCUUCUGACUCCAGCUGCCUCUGAAGGGACUUUCAGCUGUUUAUGGGAACUACCACUGUGCUCGCUCUGUUGAGGAUUUGAGUUUUUCUAGGACGCCAUUUCCUGUCCCCACUGUUAAGUUGAGGCAGCAACGCUGCACAGUAGUGUGGGGAAGCGUGAGACGAUGGCGAACAACUCAUACAGUGGGGUGAAGAACUCCAUGGUGGAGGCCAACCACGAUGGAGACUUUGGCUGCACACUCAAAGACCUGCGCUCGCUCAUGGAACUGCGGGGUGCAGAGGCGCUAAGCAAAAUUAGGGAAUCUUAUGGAGAUGUUCAAGGACUCUGCAGCCGGUUGAAAACAUCACCUAUAGAUGGUCUAAGUGGACAACCUGCGGACAUUGAGAAGCGGAAAACAGCGUUUGGGCAGAAUUUUAUUCCACCCAAAAAACCAAAAACAUUUUUGCAGUUAGUCUGGGAAGCAUUACAGGAUGUAACACUGAUUAUUCUAGAGGUGGCAGCGAUAGUGUCGCUAGGCCUUUCAUUUUAUAAACCUCCGGAUGCAGAAAGAGAACAUUGUGGAAAGGCAGCUGGGGGUGUGGAGGAUGAGGGUGAAGCUGAGGCAGGAUGGAUUGAGGGCGCUGCCAUCCUCCUGUCAGUUAUCUGUGUGGUGCUAGUUACAGCAUUCAAUGACUGGAGUAAAGAAAAGCAGUUUAGGGGUCUCCAGAGCCGCAUUGAGCAGGAGCAGAAAUUUACUGUUGUCCGCGGCGGACAAGUAAUCCAAAUUCCCGUAGCUGAGAUCGUCGUUGGCGACAUUGCACAAGUAAAAUAUGGUGAUCUGUUGCCUGCAGAUGGUGUCCUGAUCCAAGGCAAUGACCUCAAAAUUGAUGAGAGCUCUCUCACAGGGGAGUCGGAUCAUGUAAAAAAAACUGAAGAAAAAGAUCCCAUGCUGUUGUCAGGUACCCACGUAAUGGAAGGCUCAGGGAAAAUGCUGGUCACUGCUGUGGGUGUCAACUCUCAAACUGGAAUUAUCUUUACCUUACUCGGGGGUGGUGAUGAUGACGAUGAUGAUGAAGAGGAGAAGAAAAAGGAAAAAGAAGAGAAGAAAAAGCAGAAGAAAAACAAGAAGCAGGAUGGAUCAGUGGAAAACCGCAAAAAAGCUAAAGCCCAAGAUGGAGCUGCAAUGGAAAUGCAGCCUCUAAACAGUGAUGAGGGAGGUGAUGCAGAGGAGAAGAAGAAAACCAACCUGCCAAAGAAAGAGAAGUCUGUUCUUCAGGGCAAACUGACGAAACUAGCCGUACAAAUUGGCAAAGCAGGUUUGGUAAUGUCAGCCAUCACUGUUAUCAUCCUGGUGGUCCUGUUUGUGGUGGACACCUUCUGGAUCCAGAACUUGCCCUGGGUUAAGGACUGCACACCCAUUUACAUCCAGUUCUUUGUAAAAUUCUUCAUUAUUGGCGUCACUGUCCUGGUGGUGGCUGUGCCUGAAGGCCUUCCGCUUGCAGUAACAAUCUCCCUGGCGUACUCUGUCAAGAAAAUGAUGAAGGACAACAACUUAGUUCGUCACCUGGAUGCCUGUGAGACAAUGGGCAAUGCCACUGCCAUCUGUUCAGACAAGACUGGUACACUUACCAUGAACCGCAUGACUGUGGUACAGGCCUACAUUGCUGAAAAACACUACAGGAAGGUCCCUGAGCCUGAGAACAUACCCCCAACCAUCAUGGACAUACUAGUCCUGGGUAUUGGGGUGAACUGCGCCUAUACCACCAAAAUUAUGUCUCCAGAGAAAGAGGGCGGCUUGCCUCGUCAGGUGGGUAACAAGACCGAAUGUGCCUUGCUUGGCUUUGCUACUGACCUGAAGCGGGACUACCAGGCUAUCCGCAAUGAGAUUCCUGAAGAGAAGCUCUACAAGGUUUAUACCUUCAAUUCUGUCCGCAAGUCGAUGAGCACCGUGCUGAAGAAUGCUGAUGGCAGCUACCGCAUGUUCAGUAAAGGGGCCUCAGAGAUCCUACUCAAGAAGUGCUAUAAAAUCCUGACUGCCAAUGGCGAAACUAAGGUGUUUCGACCACGGGACAGAGAUGACAUGGUAAAGAAGGUGAUUGAAUCCAUGGCUUCAGAGGGCCUAAGGACCAUCUGCUUAGCAUACAGGGAUUUCCCUGCCUCAGAAGGCGAGCCUGAUUGGGAUAACGAGAAUGAUAUCCUCACUGGCCUGACCUGCAUCUGUGUGGUGGGCAUUGAAGACCCGGUGAGAACAGAGGUCCCAGAGGCUAUCAGGAAGUGCCAGCGUGCUGGCAUCACUGUGCGAAUGGUCACUGGGGACAACAUCAACACAGCACGAGCCAUUGCCACCAAGUGUGGCAUUCUUCAGCCUGGAGAUGACUUCCUUUGCCUAGAGGGCAAAGAGUUCAACCGGAGAAUACGCAACGAAAAAGGAGAGAUCGAACAAGAACGCAUAGACAAGAUAUGGCCCAAACUAAGAGUACUGGCUCGUUCUUCCCCCACAGACAAGCACACAUUAGUCAAAGGUAUUAUUGACAGCACAGUGGUAGAACAGAGACAAGUUGUAGCUGUGACGGGAGAUGGCACAAAUGAUGGUCCUGCCUUGAAGAAAGCUGAUGUUGGCUUUGCCAUGGGCAUUGCUGGCACAGAUGUGGCUAAGGAGGCAUCUGACAUCAUUCUGACCGAUGACAACUUCUCCAGUAUCGUGAAGGCCGUCAUGUGGGGACGCAAUGUGUAUGACAGCAUCUCUAAGUUCCUCCAGUUUCAGCUAACUGUCAAUGUGGUGGCUGUCAUUGUAGCAUUUACAGGAGCCUGCAUCACACAGGACUCCCCGCUAAAAGCAGUCCAGAUGUUAUGGGUCAACCUUAUUAUGGACACUUUUGCUUCCUUAGCCCUGGCCACAGAACCCCCUACAGAGUCCCUUCUGCUGAGGAAGCCCUACGGCCGCAACAAGCCUCUAAUCUCUCGAACCAUGAUGAAAAACAUAUUGGGCCAGGGGGUCUACCAGCUAGUAAUCAUCUUCACACUGCUCUUUGCUGGGGAGAAAAUGUUCGAUAUUGACAGCGGCAGGAACGCACCCCUUCAUGCACCACCCUCUGAACACUACACCAUUGUCUUCAACACUUUUGUCAUGAUGCAGCUCUUCAAUGAGAUCAACGCCCGCAAGAUCCAUGGCGAAAGGAAUGUUGAGGGCGUUUUUAACAACCCCAUCUUCUGUACUAUUGUGUUUGGUACCUUUAUUAUUCAGAUUGUCAUUGUGCAGUUUGGAGGGAAACCAUUUAGCUGUGUGGCUCUGACCAUUGACCAGUGGCUGUGGUGCACAUUCCUGGGCUUUGGCUCUCUGCUGUGGGGACAGGUAAUCUCCAGCAUCCCUACUAGCCGUUUGAAAUUCCUAAAGCCAGCAGGCCAUGGCACCCAGACAGAGGAGAUCCCAGAUGAGGAGCUGGAGGACAUGGAGGAUAUGGAUGAAAUUGACCACGCUGAACGUGAGCUUCGCCGCGGCCAGAUCCUCUGGUUCCGAGGUCUCAAUCGCAUCCAGACUCAGAUCCGGGUGGUGAAAGCAUUCCGCAGCUCCAUCUCCCUCUAUGAGGGGCUGGAGAAGCCCGAGUCGCGAACAUCCAUCCACAACUUCAUGACCCACCCAGAGUUUCGGAUAGAGGACUCUGAGCCCCACAUCCCCCUUAUCGACGACACUGAUGCUGAGGAUGACGCUCCCACGAAGCGCAACUCCGCCAGCCCCCGCAAUGCCACACCCACCCCGCCCUCGCCUGCCACAGCUGCACCCACCACACCUGUUUCUCCCUCCCCCAACCAGAACAAUAACGCCGUGGAGAGCGGCAACCAUCUCCUCCCGGAGGGCACUAAGUCAGGAACCCCCUCAGCCCCAGGGAGCCCCCUACACAGCCUGGAGACUUCCCUCUGAUUUGACCCUGCUCCACACAUACCACCACUUUUCUACCCACCCAGGAGCUCAACUCAGACAAAUGAACGAACAUGCUUCAGAGCAGAGGAGAGACGGAGGGCAAGGAGAAGAGUGGAGUCUUCUGUGAGCUUAGCUUGGGCUGGACUAAAAGAACAGCAAACAUUCAGAAGAAUGUAGGGUUUGGUGUGGAUGCAUAGGUCAUUUUAUUUUUAUUUUUUUUUCCAUUUUGUUCCCGCUGCAACACAAGGACUUCGUCUCCACCCCUUCCUCUUUUUUGUUUUGCUCGGUGAACAAGGGGUGAAUAUAAACUCAGAUUGAAAGUGACCUGUUUUUAUUAUUCUAUUACUAUUAUUAUUAUUAUUAUUAUUAUUAUUAUUAUUUUAAUUGAGAAGGAGGAGGUCCUCCUCCUGGCUUGAAGAUCGUCUGUAAGAAUUUGAAAGAACCUUUAGCUUCUCUUUUAUCUGAAUGGUGUUGUAUAUUUAUCUCUUUGGCCCUUGCUUAUUCAAAAACUUAUUUCUGCUCCAUCAGCUGUUAAUAUUUUGAGUUAUUUAUGUUUUUGGAAAAAGCAGGUCUGUUUACAAAGUUUGUAGAUACUUAUUUCUGUUUGUAGGCAAAAGAGCUUCCUGACGUAUGAGGCAGAAAACUGAGGAUAGAGUACAAAUUGAAUGAGAGGAUUAUUUCAGAUACUGCUGUAUUUUCAGGAAAAAGGGGUGUUUCUAUUGAAACUUAACUAUUUUUGCCUGCAGGUUUUAUUUGUUAUAUAUUUGUAGAUAAAUAUAGAACCUUCUAGCCAAACCGAUAAACACUAAGGCUUGUAUAGCAAAGAGGUCCAUCGGGUGAGGUGUUUUGCUAUGAGAGGGGACAUGGAAGACAAACAGGACCUCUGUCCAUUCACAUUUCUAUAAAUAUUUACUUCUUACAUUUGUUUAACAGUUUUUCAUGUUCACAAAACUCUCAGGAGUUCUGGGUUCUCUUUUAAUUCAUUCAUUCAUUGUGUUCAUGGGUUUCCACAUGUUGAAAGGGUCACUCAUUAAAGGGAGUUUAAAAUACAUCCAGUCAUGAUGUUUUAUUUCUAUCUUUGUUUUUCUCAGCAAAACUUCAGUCCCUGCCAAUGUACAAUACUGACAUUUGUUUACUCAGGCAUAGAAAAGUAUUUAAUUGAAAAGGAAUCUGUUAAGAAAAAACCUUUUAACUUCAAACUUUGUGUCUUUAGGUAGUAAAUCAUUGUCUUGGUCAAAAGCAAGUGGGUUAUUUUCAUAUUUCAUUCAAUCUUUAAGAUUUCUCUUUAGGAAAACUUAAUUUUACCCUCAGAGUUCUGGUUUGUUAACAUUUCAAAAAUCAAAAACAGGAAAAAAAAAAAAAAGUUUGUAUUUUUAUCCAUCCUUGUCCAUAAGACUCCUUUCACCAUCUUGAAAUGUUGCUGCAUUUGAUUUGUUUGUAGAAUAUUUUUGACACCUGAUGUACUGGAAACACUAAAGGAUUGGACACGUGCAUUUUUCAAGAAUAAAGACUAGGCAUACACUGGUAUCUGCACAGGGUACUUUAUUUCAUAGUGUUCCUUGGGGAAAAAUUUUGAUACAAAUCAUAAAAAUUGUACCUUUGUAUUUUUAUGACAAUAUAGAUGAUACCUUUCAGAUAAUCCUGCUAAACCAGUUUUGGAGGAUUUGACACAAAUUGCAUUAUACGGGGAGGGGUUUGGGCACUGUAAAAAGGGUUGUGAUCGGUUCUGAUAGGAAUAUUCUUCUCAGGGUGCAAAUUGUGUGAAAGGGGAGAAGACACUUCUAUAGGUUUGUGGCUGAAAUAUUGCCACAUUUUAUUAAAUGGUUGGGAAGUUCCUUGUCAACCAUACAGGCGGAUGUGGGCAGCAGGCUGCAGAUUCUUAAUGCAGCCUUCUGGCCUUCUAACCUGAAGGGAAGUGGACUGGGGAAGGAGGUGGAAACGCUCAAUCAUAAUAAUACACUUUGGGGAAAUAGGUUGUUUUCCUUGUUUUACAGAUGAAAAAAAAAAGCAGCUUGAGAUUGCAUACAAACUGAGAAAUUGGAAAGAUGAGAGGAAUCCAUAUAAGGAGUUUGUUCUGUAGCUUCUUCCUAUAAUGGGAAUGAAUGUUUAUCCAUCUGUUUUAUGGAUUAUUAUUUUUUUAUCUUUUAACAUUUGGAAAUAAAGAGUACUUCAUGUCUGUUUAUCUUGAGCAAUUUAAAUGGUUAUCGUGAUUGGAUUUACAUUUGAAACUUGUCGAGUAAUGUGUAUGGUUUUUAAAAAUAAAAAAAUGUAUUUAGCCUAA